UACCCUACGUUUCCCAUGAGGGGGCAGCACGCCCGUGUGUUACGAUGCGGCGUCCACAGAGAGGAAGCAAGCGCGGGGCUUGGAAGCGUUGUAAGCAGGGCCGCUCCGGUGCACGCCCCGGGGCCCUCCCUCAGGCAGGGGCUCCGGCUCAGCAGCAGCAGGAGGCGCGCGGAGGAGAGUGCAGAGGGCGUUGGAGGCUGGAGCCGGGGAGGUCUGUUCAGGUACAAAGGGCUCCUGGGCUCGGCCGGCCUGCAGGGGCGCUUCCCCCUUUCCACCAAGGAGCCCGGACGCCUGGCUUGGGGGCAGCCGGUGUCGGUGUCUCUGCAGAGGAACGGACGGGACGGGAGGAGCUGCAGUCCUUCGCCGGGACUCGGGAGAGGACAUGAACGCGCAGCUGCUAAUGCCCUGCGGAGAGUUGUGAUCAUGGCUAUUGACUGGAUUGGUUUUUGUUAUGCGGCAGUGGUGGCUCUUGGCGGCGUUGUAGGAUAUACUCGCAAAGGAAGUAUAGUCUCUUUGGCUGCUGGUCUCUUCUUUGGUUUGGUGUCUGGUUAUGGAGCAUAUUGUGUAACACAUGACUCCAGAGAUGUGAAGAUAUCAUUUUUUUCAGCUUUUAUUUUGACCAUUGUAAUGGGAAUGAGGUUCAAGAGAUCCAAGAAACUAAUUCCGGGUGGACUAAUAGCUGGUUUAAGCCUUUUGAUGAUUUUGAGAUUGGUUUUUCUGCUGCUGUAAGAGACAACAGCAACUAAGGACUGAAGUAGGAGGAUCAUUUCCCUUCAACAAGCAGACAAGCUAUUUGUACUUGAAGUAUGUCUGUCUGGUUUUUGUGUUUUUUUUCACUGUAAAAGUUAACAAAUAUAUCUGAAAUUUAAUUCCUCAAAGUUCUUUCAUAUGUUGAAAGCUUUUUCAAUUAAACAAGAAGGUUUUUGAUAGUUUGUAUCAUUGUUUUCAUUUAAGCAAUUUAUUGGCUGGAUUUUUUUUUUCCAGAGGUGCUGAGGGGGCAUAGCACCACAAAGAAAUCAGUGGAUGUUAGAAAUGUUCUGCCCCUUUGAAACUUGAGCUAUGUUUGGAUGUGUCACUAAACUAAAAAGGGGUAUAGUAUUAAACCAUAAUCUUGGAAGCUUCUAAUAUCAAGUAAUCAAUAGAAGCUCGACAUAACAUGCAAACUAAAGUCUUGUCAAUAUUGAUCAUGUAAUGCACUGUGUUUUAUCAAAAUCACUAACAGAUGAGGGUAUAUGCUUCUGCUCCAUAUUGCACUGGAAUAUAUUUUGUUUCCAAACAUGUAAAUAUCUUCUUCCACUGGAUAGAGAAUGUAUAAAUUGUUACCAGUAAUCAAAUAAAAGAUGGAACAUUUAAA
Messenger RNA from Caretta caretta (loggerhead turtle), 1354 nucleotides. RefSeq names its product transmembrane protein 14A (gene TMEM14A). Gene Ontology annotation, biological process: regulation of heme biosynthetic process. Lineage: Eukaryota; Metazoa; Chordata; Testudines; Cheloniidae. Gene Ontology annotation, cellular component: mitochondrial membrane. The record is from RefSeq and is a predicted model, not a curated record.